Pongo pygmaeus (Bornean orangutan) is the source of this 1855-nucleotide messenger RNA. It is a transcript of the gene SAXO5, whose product is annotated as stabilizer of axonemal microtubules 5. NCBI's taxonomy places the organism in Eukaryota, Metazoa, Chordata, Mammalia, Primates, Hominidae. The record is from RefSeq and is a predicted model, not a curated record. Bases 287 to 1804 code for a protein of 505 amino acids. The transcript is spliced from 9 exons.
CUCUAAGGAGGCAGCCGUAUUUGCACCAAGCCUGCCUGGUAAUUUUCCUGCCGGCUGCCCCUAGAGGUGCUGAGUGGUCAUUGUGACAGUAUCAUUACACAAAGGAAGCUCUUGGGGUCACAAUGGGCAGGGCUGGACCACCCUUGGAUGCAGUCUGGGAAGGAACAUGAGGGUCCUCUGAGAGACCAAAGACAGAGGGAGAUCCAAAGAUCUAGUCUGUAGCUAAGUGUAUUUUCUAAGACUCAUUGAUUCACACGCCAUCCCUUGAGGUGGCUGGUGUCCCGCGAUGGCCGCAGGCGCCCUCCUGCCGUGCCCGCGCCCGUGCCCGAUGUCCCGGCUGGACUUCCUCAAGGCCUCGCACUUCUCGCUGGGGCCUGACCUGCGGCUGCACGAAGGCACCAUGCGCACCACGUCGCACCGGGACUUCGCCUACCCGGCUGCCACCCGGGAGCCGCCGAGCCUGCAGCCGUCGCCCGCGCUGCUUUUCCCAAUGGACCCGCGCUGGGACCGGGAAGAGGGCGUGUCGGAGGCGCGCCGCGCGUUCCCGCCGCCGUCCACGCCGCCGUGGGAGCUGCUGCAAGCGCAGGCGCGGGAACGCACGCUCGCCAUGCAGGCCAGCAACCUGCACCUGCACGAGGACGCGCGAGCCGGGAUCGGCCUCUCCAACGCGCGCGCCGCCUACGGCUGGCCCGAGCUGCCGGCGCGCACCCGAGAGCGGAUCCGCGGCGCGCGCCUCAUCUUCGACCGCGACUCCCUGCCUCCUGGCGACCGCGGCAAGUUGCGCAUCCCGCCCACCACGCACCAGGCGCUCUUUCCACCCCACGACGCGCUCCCGCAGCCUCGCGCGCCCAGUUGCCACCUCGGGGGCCCCAACACCCUCAAGUGGGACUACACGAGACAAGAUGGGACUUCCUACCAAAGACAGUUCCAGGCCCUGCCAGGCCCACCUGCCUUGAUGUGUAAGAGGGCCUCCUCCAGAGUGGAGCUGGGAGACUGCAAGAUCAGCUAUGGAUCAACGUGUUCGGAGCAGAAAGAGGCCUACAGGCCCCAGGGUCUGCCUGAAGAUAGGUAUGACAAGGCCCAGGCCGCAGCCCACAUCCACUAUGUAAAUAUCCGUCCUGGUGACGGCCUCUUCCGCGACAGGACCACCACGGCCGAGCACUUCUAUGCCAGGGAGCCAGAGCCUUUUGUUCUUCACCACGAUCAGACUCCGGAGUCGCACAUCCUGAAAGGAAAUUGGUGCCCCGGCCCCGGCAGUCUGGACACCUUCAUGCAGUACUUCUACGGCCAGCCGCCACCCCCGACCCAGCCACCCAGCCGCCACGUGCCUCAUGAGAAAUUGCAGAGUCAUGUGACCCUAGGGGAGCCAAAGCUACUCAGACGCUUCUUCAAGACCACCAUGGGCUCAGACUACUGCCCCUCAGAGUGGAGGCAGGUGCAGAAAGCGCCCAACCUCCACUUGCAGCAGAGCAACCUGCCGCGGGGCACGGGCGAAUUCGAUUUUUUAACCAUGAACCAGAAGAUGCUGAAGCCACACAGAACAGCUCCGGCCCCGGUGACUGAAGAGAUGCUACAGCGGUGCAAGUACAGCCACAUGGAGCCCCCUCUGGGUGGACUGCGCUUCUUCUCAACCCAAUACAAGGACGAGUUUCCUUUCAAGUACCAGGGCCCAGCAGCCCUGAGACUGAAAAAUCCUCAGGAGGGCUUCGUGCCCCUGGGCACGCCUCACCAGCGCGGCUGCAGGGAGAAGAUAGACCCUCGGCUCCCCCAGCCCCCUAUGUACCAGUGCCCCAGCCAGCAAUAAAUGCCGUCUUGGCAACAUUCCACUCCUUCCCAUCAGUCAGCCAGUCCAGAG